This is a messenger RNA of Anopheles coluzzii, 1010 nucleotides long. RefSeq lists its product as uncharacterized. Lineage: Eukaryota; Metazoa; Arthropoda; Insecta; Diptera; Culicidae. The transcript is spliced from 4 exons. The coding region runs from base 138 to 740 and encodes 200 amino acids. The record is from RefSeq and is a predicted model, not a curated record.
AUUCAGUGCAUUCGUAGCCUACUGACCGCUUCAAAGGCAGAAAAGAAAUUCAAGCUCUCUCUCUCUCCUUCUUCAACCCAUUUCCGGCACACGGCACACCAUUGCAGGGGAUAGUUGCAAACGCCAGAUCAAUAAAAAUGCCAACUCACAGUGAAGGUGGCCAAUGUCGAUCAGGUCGAUUUUUCCUGUUAAAUCAAUCGUUUUCUUCAAUUACCGCUGCCAACAAAGCUGCCGCGCUGAUUUCGAUUGUGUUAAUGUUGCUACAAUCUAACACCCCAACGGUCGAAGCGUUGCGCUGUUACGCCUGUGGUUUAACGCAAACUUCCGGCGACGUGCGCUGCGUAUCGGAGCCACAAAGUGUGGAGGGCCAGAGUGUCGUAACCUGCUCCAGGAAGUAUUGUACCAUCACGCGGCAGGAGUUAGUGGAUCCUCCCGGCAAGCUGGUUACUUUUCUGCGAGGAUGCGAAGAGAACCCAUUGUAUCUUGACGAAGUCAUCGAAGAUCCCACCUUCAUCACCUACUACCGGUCGUGCACGACCGAUCUGUGCAACGAUGGUGACGCGCUCGGAUCCUCCGGUUCCGCCCUGACCGGGCUCAACGAGGGUGCAUCAGAUAAUCUGCUCGUGCCCGGAUUGCCGAGCAGUGGUGGCUCUGGAACGGCACCGGCAGCGACAUCUCCAUUACUGGUGAUCAUUAAAAUCACAUCACUGUCGCUAUCGGUGGCACGCAUCGUCGCGUAGAGCGCUUCCUCGACGGCUUCCUUACUCUUCUCUUCCUGCACGGAGAAAAGGGCAACUGCGCGGGCCUGGGGAUAUAUUAAUGAGAUGAUGAUGAUGAUGACGAUGGCGAUGGGUGGAGGUGAUGGAUAAAAGUUCAAUAUUCAUAAUCCAUUCGCCUUUCGGGCCCACGUGCGUGGGGCAUUCGUCGAUGAAAACGAACGACCAAAGUUUAUUUACUUUAUGUGGAAGUUAUUAAAUAAAUAAUGUUCUUCCUUAAUGGAGGAAAAGGUU